This is a messenger RNA of Dendrobium catenatum, 1639 nucleotides long. Its product is annotated as premnaspirodiene oxygenase-like. Gene Ontology annotation, molecular function: iron ion binding; oxidoreductase activity, acting on paired donors, with incorporation or reduction of molecular oxygen; monooxygenase activity. Bases 43 to 1542 code for a protein of 499 amino acids. The record is from RefSeq and is a predicted model, not a curated record. Lineage: Eukaryota; Viridiplantae; Streptophyta; Magnoliopsida; Asparagales; Orchidaceae. The transcript has 2 exons.
ACCACCUUAUGACCGAUCAAUGCAUCCGAUAAGGUUUGUGCCAUGGAAUCACCACUUCUCUCCAUCCUUCUUCCUUUCAUCCUAUGCACUCUCCUCCUAAUUCUCCUCAUCAAAAAGCUCACCCUUCACCAAACCUCUAAUCCUACUAACUUCCCUCCAGGCCCAUGGAAGCUCCCCAUCAUCGGAAACUUGCACCAACUAUUAGGCAAGCACCCACACCGAAGGCUUCAUGACCUUGCCAAAAGCUAUGGCCCUCUCCUCCACCUCAGGCUCGGUGAGAUCAAUCUUAUUGUCAUCACAUCUAGUGAAUUUGUUCGUGAUAUUUUCAAAACUCAUGACCUCAAAUUUGCUUCAAGGCCUAAGUUAAUGGCAGGCAAGAUAAUCCUUUACAACUAUGCUGAUUUAGGCCUUGCACCUUAUGGAAAUACAUGGUCAAAAUUACGUAAAAUUUGUACUGUUGAAUUGUUUAGCUUAAAGCGAGUUAUGUCUUUUAAGUAUAUAAGAGAGGAAGAAGGAAAUAAUCUUGUGGAGAAGAUUAUGACAGCGAAAAGAUCACCUGUAAAUUUGUCAGAGAUGUUUUUAUCGCUUACAAAUGUUACAAUUGCGAGGGCUGCAUUUGGGAAAGGAAGUUCACAACAAAAGAGGUUUUUGUUGGCGAUAAAGAAGAUGUAUGACUAUUUUUCAGGUUUCAAUGUGAUUGAUUUAUUUCCUUCGUGGAGUUUUGUUGGUGAGAUAAGUGGAUUGAGGCAUGGGAUGGAGAAAGUUCACAAGGAAAUGGAUGGUAUUUUGAAUGAGAUAAUUGAGGAGCAUGAGAUGAAGAAGUCGGAUGAAGAUGAUAUCAAUGAAGAUUUGGUUGAUGUUCUUUUGAGAAUUAAGAGAAAUGGAGAGAUGGAUUUAUCUCUGACGAUGGAAAAUGUCAAAGCUGUCAUAUUAGAUUUAUUUCUUGCGGGAUCGGACCCCUCAUCUACUACACUUGUGUGGGCUAUGACAGAGCUCAUUCGACAUCCUAAAGUUAUGCAAAAAGCUCAAUUAGAGGUGAGAAAAGCCUUAAAUGGAAAGAUAAGAAUAGAAGAGGGAGACAUGCAUAAGCUUCCAUAUAUAAAUCAAGUUAUCAAAGAAACUCUUAGAUUACACCCUCCUGGCCCUCUCUUAGUGCCAAGAUUAUGUUGUGAGACAAUUGAAUUAGCUGGCUACACUAUACCAGUUGAAAGUCGGGUUGUGAUUAAUGUAUGGGCAAUGAUGAGAGAUCCAAAGUAUUGGGAAGAUCCUGAGAUUUUUCAACCAGAGAGAUUUGAAGAAAAAGCAAUCGAUUUAAGUGUAACAAACUUUGAGUUUACCCCUUUUGGUGGAGGAAGGAGGAUUUGUCCAGGGAUGUCUUUUGCAUUGGCAAGCAUGGAGCUUUGGCUUGCACAACUACUAUUCUACUUCGAUUGGGAACUUCCGGGAGGUAGGAGUCCUCAUGAAUUGGAUGUGGAGGAAGCUUUUGGUCUAACAUUAACUAGAAAAAAUGAUUUAUGUUUAGUUGCAACAUAUCAUGCGUAGUUUAUCCAUGGUUACCUUUUUCUUUAAUGAAGUCAAUAAGCAUUUCUAUGUAAGGACAUCUAGUUUUUUGUCAAACUAUAGCUACUUUUAUGAAAUA